Molecule: messenger RNA, 3072 nt
Organism: Etheostoma spectabile (orangethroat darter)
Lineage: Eukaryota; Metazoa; Chordata; Actinopteri; Perciformes; Percidae
Product: RNA-binding protein 5-B
Exons: 25
Coding region: 313-2832 (839 amino acids)
Biological process (GO): mRNA splicing, via spliceosome
Cellular component (GO): nucleus
Molecular function (GO): RNA binding
Source: RefSeq, a predicted model, not a curated record
CUCUAUCACUCUGGUCCCCCAGCAUCCCCAGUGUAAAUGACAUCUAUGGUCAUUUCACAGGGAUAGAGAGCUUUAUUAUUCGUAUAUUUGUUCAAAGGUGUCCUCCCGAUCAGUCGGUGGCGGUAAUGCGCAAUGAAUCUGUUUGCCAUCAGUCCCAAAACAGCGAAGGAGAAGACUAUUCUACUGACCGGAAAAACAGAAAAGCACUUGAAGAAAACCAAGAAACAUUCUAUUAUCAUUGACUACCAGAUGCAGCAGUCUUUGUUAUUAACACGAGUUCCUUGUUCAUACGUGUCUCCUCUACAUUAAACCAUGGGAGUAGAUAAAAGGCUUAGUCGUGGUGAGCGUAGUGGAAGAUAUGGCUCGGACGGGAGGAGAGAUGACCCAGAAUGGCAUGAAAGACGGAGUAGAGAUGUUGAGAAGGAUUAUGAUCAACGAUGGAGUGAUGAUAGACGCAGAGAGCGCUUUGAGGAGCGUAGAGACCAAGACAGUCCAGAGCAGAGGGGCAGAAAACGACGCAAUAGUGACCGAUCCGAUGAUGAAUACGAUGGGGAUUAUCCAGACCAGGACUUCAAAAUGGAGCAGGAGGAGGAAAGCAAGACUAUCAUGCUGAGGGGUCUCUCUCUUCAUGUCACAGAGGAUGAUAUCCGCUCAGUGCUCGAGCAGCUGCAAGGCCCUCAGCCUGUGGACAUUCGCUUGAUGAAGAAAAGGACAGGUAUAAGCCGAGGUUUCGCCUUCGUGGAGUUUUAUCACUUGCAAGAUUCUACCCGAUGGAUGGAGACCAAUCAGAAUAAGUUGGUGAUCCAGGGGAAAAGCAUCGCAGUGCACUACAGCAACAGGAGACAGAAGUUUGAAAACUGGCUUUGCAAUGCAUGUGGUCUGUACAAUUUCCGGAAGAGGCUGAAGUGUUUCAGGUGUGGAGCAGCCAAAGUUGAUGGGGAGUCACCAGGACUGAGUGGUUUAAAUGCUGAGUCUCAACAACCUGGAGAUUACAAUGGAGACACAAUCAUUUUGAGAAACAUUUCCCCUCUUUCAACUGUUGAUGGGAUUUUGAACAUAUUGGCCCCCUAUGCCAACCUGUCAGGGGGCAACAUUCGCCUCAUCAAAGACAAGCAAACAGGACAGAAUAGAGGCUUUGCCUUUGUUCAGCUCUCAUCUCCCUUGGAGGCUUCUCAGCUGCUCACCAUUCUGCAGAGCCUUCAGCCACCUCUAAAACUGGAUGGAAAAACAAUUGGUGUGGAUUAUGCCAAGAGUGCUAGGAAAGAUUCAGCGCAGCCUGAUGGGAUCAGAGCAAAUGCUCUUUCUGUUGCCAGCACAGCCAUUGCUGCCGCUCAGUGGUCAUCCAGCCAGUUAAAACAAGGUUCAGGUACCACCUCUGACUACAUUGCUCUUCCAGAGGGCUAUGCACAGCAAACACAGGGACAGAGUUAUCAUGUGUGGCAGCAGCAGCCUAAAGCAUUGGCUCCUGCUGUUGGAGAUGGAUUACUUGGAGCUCCUCCAGGAAUAAAGACGUUGAUCCCUGCAGCCGCAGGUGUGGUCAUAUCUCCGACGGCUCAGGUUUACCAACCUGUUAUUAUCAGCCAGCCUUCCGUACAGUCACAUCAGUUAGUGAUGGCUGUUAAUGCAGCACAGCAAACUGCGAGUGAUUGCACUGCACAACUGCUAACACCAGCGGCUACCACUGUUGCAACUGUUGUCUGUGCUUUACCAACUGCUAACACAACAGCUGUCCCUCACACCUCAACAUACCAGUAUGAUGAGUCUUCAGGUUACUAUUACGAUCCACAGACCGGCCUGUACUAUGAUCCCAGCAGCCAAUACUACUAUAACUCGGAGACUCAGCAGUACCUCUUCUGGGACAAUGAGAAGGAGACGUACAUCCCUGCACCAGCUGAAUCAGACACAAGCACAGAACAGGUGUCAGCGAACAGCUCCUCAGCCCCAAACAGUGAGGAGCCCAAAGAGAAAAAAGAAAAGCCCAAAAGCAAGUCUGCACAGCAGAUCGCAAAGGACAUGGCGCGUUGGGCAAAAUCCUUAAAUAAGCAAAAAGAAAGUUUUAAGAACAGUUUCCUUGGACCAUCCAAGGAGGAAGAGAGGAGAGAGUCUGCAGCUGCCGACGCAGGUUACUUCCUCUUUGAGAAAAAGCAAAUAGGUGGUUUUGAGAUGCCAUCUUUAAUGACUGAACAAUUCAAGGUCACAGAGCAGGAGACUUCCCCUAAGAGUGGUUUGGUUGCUGCUUAUAAUGAAGACAGUGACCCAGAGGAGGGUGGCUCAGAUAGAGCAGCACAUGAGGAAGGGAAAAUAACCGACUGGAAUAGGAGGGUUUGUCUGCUGUGUCGACGGCAGUUCCCCACCAAGGAUGCUCUGCUGCGUCACCAGCAGCUGUCAGACCUUCACAAGCAAAACCUGGAAAUUCAAAGAAGAUCAAAACUCACAGAAGCUGAGCUGGAGGAGCUGGAGAGAAAAGAAACAGAGCUGAAAUACAGAGACAGAGCUGCUGAACGAAGGGAGAAGUAUGGCGUUCCUGAACCUCCAGCACCUAGAAAGAAAUUCUAUCAACCGCCAGCCCCAACAGUAAACUACGAACAGCCAACCAAAGAUGGCCUUACAAGUGAUAACAUCGGGAACAAAAUGUUGCAAGCGAUGGGCUGGCGGGAAGGCAAAGGUCUUGGGCGACACCAACAGGGCAUCACUGCACCCAUCUCGGCUUCAUUAAGGACCAAGGGCACGGGCUUGGGUAUUAAAGGAAGCUCAUACGAACUCUCGGCAUCUGACACCUACAAGGAUGCUGUUCGUAAGGCCAUGUUUGCGCGCUUCAGUGAGAUGGAGUGAACUAGAGAGAAAAGUAAUCAUACUGAACCAGGAAAGACUAAUUUUGUAGCCAAGUGAAAAUAAUCCUACUGUAAAAAUUUCCCUGCUGCAUCACCCCCUUAACUCAAACUGUAAUUUCUAUCUUCUCUAUGUAUAUAAAAGGAAGCUUUGUUUUAUAUAGCUAGAUAUUUUGUCAUCCAAAAUAUCAGUUAAAUGAACAUUUAAAUUGUAACGUGUACAAUAAAAAUGAUGUGGACCUGC